Molecule: messenger RNA, 2373 nt
Organism: Xenopus tropicalis (tropical clawed frog)
Lineage: Eukaryota; Metazoa; Chordata; Amphibia; Anura; Pipidae
Gene: scnm1
Product: sodium channel modifier 1
Exons: 8
Coding region: 96-872 (258 amino acids)
Biological process (GO): RNA splicing
Cellular component (GO): nuclear speck; nucleoplasm
Source: RefSeq, a predicted model, not a curated record
UCCGGAAAUAAACUACAUUUCCCGUAAGGCCGCAGAAAGGAGUACGGUGGCCGCGCAGGGUUACAGCUCUCAAAGGGGGCGCUACAGGCUGGGCUAUGUCGUUUAAACGGGAUGGGGAUGAUCUGAGCCAGCUGAACGUUCUAAAGAAGAGGCGAGUGGCGGAUCUGCUGGCCAGUUACAUCCCGGAGGAUGAGGCUUUGCUUCUUAAAAAUGGCAGCUACGCUUGCACCGUGUGCCAUCACCGGCCCGUCUUCAGUACCAUCGAUAUGUUGUCUGUGCACAGAAGCGGGAAGAAGCACUUAGCCGGUCAGCAGCGGUAUUACGGCAAGAAGCUGGAGCAUAACAAUGAGAUCCAGAAGAGGCGCCAUUUUGAUUUUGUACAGGCAGAAGAUGCAGGAGAACAGCGUCCACCAGGUCCCGCCCCUUUGCUGGUCCAGACAAGGAAGAUUACCCAGCAUGCUCUGCUGAAAUCUGCCCCGUACAACAGCUGCUGCUCUCACAAAUCAGUAGCCAAUAGCAGGAAAGUCUAUGAUUGCCAUUCCAGCCUACCCACAGGCUUAAACCAUCCCCAGUCUGGGCCCAGUGCAUCUGAUGCCUCCCUACAUUCUCCCCCUAGUGGACACUGCAGCAGCCCUACAGAGAUUCCCAAGCAGGAGGUCCCGGCAGAAAAGCACGGCAGUCAGCACAAGAAGAAGGGCGAGGAGAAAGUCAAGAAGGAAAUUCCAGACCCAGAGAGGGAGAGGACUAUGGAGCACUACCUGCGACUGAAGAGCUCUGGGUGGCUACCUGACGGCACUGGCAAGUGGGUAAAGGAUGAGAAUGUCGAAUUUGACUCUGAUGAGGAGGAACCUCCACCCUUGCCCCCCUCCUGAUUGGUGGGUUCUCCGUGUGAUGUGACAGUAGCAACCCUGAAGGUGUAACGUCAUCCACUUGGGGACAAAAGCAGCCGUGUGGGUACAGCAUUAGCGACUGUAAUACAGCCGGUGUGAAACAAGUGGGUGGGUGGCAGCACAGCUUGGCAUUGCCUACAGGAACAGCGCCCACUGGUGUAAUGACUGGGCACAAAAUGACAUUAGAAUUCAUGCACAGUCCUGCAUUACCAUACUCUGCCCAUUAGAGGGCACUGCAGCCCAAGCAUCCACUCUCGGAUCUGUUUUCCAAAACCUUCCCGUCCCUUGGCAUCUGUGCACUGCGUGAAACUGAGACACCUUGUUACUAUAUAUGCCUUAAGGGCCACAUUUCUGCGCUAUUUAUUGGUUCGGAGCCUGACUCUGAAACCUGAACCACACACAGAUAUAUGGACUUUUAUAUGCAGGAAUAAACCAGGCGCAGCCCCUUCCCAGAAUAGAGUUAGCCCCAGUCAGUUGCACUUUCCCUUUAAUCACAUUUCUCUAUUAUGCCCAGUUUAUGAAGGCGAAACAUCUGGUUGAUGUGGUUUACAGAGCAGGAGGAUUUUCUCAGUAAGGAGCAGCAGUUCAACAGACGGGAGGGGGGGGGGGGGGGGGGUGACUGUACUUGCCGAGCUGUGAGUCCCCCACCCCACAAACCUUAGCCCUUCACCAACUGCUGAUUCUUCAUUAUAUAAAUACACCACAUGACCUCAGAGGCCGAGAGCCGAGCAGCAGUGGCUUUUUAUAGAGCAAGGAGCUUGCAGACGUGUAAAGGAGCCCGGGGGAAGAUAUACCCCAGGGAACCACCAUGAUAUUAACCGGGGGGGGGUCGGACUACGCGGGUGGCUAGCACCCAACCCAACCAGCUCUUGGGGUGCAAUCUACUUGCCGAUGGAUCUAUCUAGAAUGCAUUAUGCAGCCAUUGAGUUCAAAGUCACUUUAUUUACAACUUGUUAAAUAUAAUGUAUUUAUUUCCCCCCCAAACCCGUGGUAUUGGCGUCACUUCAGCUCCGUCGCAGCCUUCGGCACAAUGUCGUGAGCGUUAAAGUGCAGCCUGUAAGGAAAGAAGGUGCUGUACAUGGAGGAAAAGGGCGGGGCUUAAGAGGGAGAUAAGCAGCGGGGCAGCAUGGGAAGUAUCUGAGAAGGCCACUGAGAUGAUGAUGAUGAUAACAUAGUGGGGUAGAAACGUAUAUACAAGAGGAAAGACCCUAGUGUGCCCUGUUUAUUCCACUUUAUAGUCUCCUGAAUAUUCUCCGUGAAUUACGCCCGUGGGGCCUAGCCAAAUCCGCCCUCCGUCCAAUCAAUGCGCUGUACACAAACAUGACACAUCACAGAACAGAGCCUAUUUAUAGGUAACGGGAGAACACUGACAUUUCGACAAUCAGGAGGGCAACGGACUCCUUAGACCUUCUUCUGCUUGCGACCUAGAAAACAAAAGGAAGAGGCGGUUACACCGUCCCGCUGCUGAGGUCACAGGGAGCCC